Molecule: messenger RNA, 2391 nt
Organism: Fusarium venenatum
Lineage: Eukaryota; Fungi; Ascomycota; Sordariomycetes; Hypocreales; Nectriaceae
Biological process (GO): regulation of DNA-templated transcription
Molecular function (GO): DNA-binding transcription factor activity, RNA polymerase II-specific; zinc ion binding
Source: RefSeq, a predicted model, not a curated record
AUGGCAUCUAUACAUUCUCGGCUUUCGCCAAGCUCAUCGUCCCCCUACGACUUCGAUUCUAUUCCUGACGAGGAGUCAUGGCAGUAUAUCGACUACACAGGAGCCAACUCCGGUCCAUCAUCCAUUGGCUUUCUAUCAGACCCUGCUAGUGGAAGCUUGGGAAGCUUCACCAUGGUUGGAAAUGUCAAUGGAACACCAUCGCCCUUUAUGCCCUCCAACACUCAAAAUUCCUACGCUACUUCUCCGCCAUACGCACCCGGGAACAACUCUUCACCAUUCAUGCCAAGGAACACACCUUCUCCCUCAGCUUCCUCUCCUUUGAUACUAGGCGAUUUGGAUCAAACAGCCUUUUUUGCAAACAAUGCCUCCUUUCAAGCUCCAUCAGACAACGCCAACUCAGACAUGUUUACAACCACAACAGACGGGGGGUUCGGACAAACACAGGGGUUCUUAACACCUCAGCAAUACCUUUUCUCGCAGCAAGAUACAACUCAAUUGCAACCACAGGACUUGAAUGGUAUGCCGGAGAAGCGGGGGAUGGCCUCUACUUCAGUGCAGGGUGCUGAUACUGCUACAGACAUGACGCUCAUGCAAAACUUUGGAACUAGCAUGUUCUCGAUGGACGUCAACAGCCAGGUUCAAAUGCCGCAGAUGAAUUUUAACAUGCAGCCACCAAUGCAGUCAGAUCCUAAUGUCCCGCCAUGGAACCAGACCAAUAUGCGAGGCAGCGAGAGUGUCUUCACCAUGGAUGACUUUAAUAACUCUCCGUCACCUGCAAGCAACUACUCACAGACGUCGUUCCCUAGUUCAAAAGCGAGCCCUAAUGGGAGCAAGUCUCCAACAUCGAUACCGAUUCGAAAGGUCAAUGUUGGAAAGGUCGAGAAGAAGAAGAAGGCGACAAAAGAACAAUCUGGCAAGUUUGUCAUUGUGACUCCUAAUUCAAUCUCAGCUCACGCCGGCCGCCCUAAUCCUUUCGAGUGCUUCGAGGCUAUGAAUCGAACAAGUCAGCGAGGACGUAAGGGACCGUUGGCGAAUGCUACUAAGGAGAAUGCAUUGCAGGUUCGUAGACAUGGUGCCUGCUUCUGUUGUCACAGUCGCAAGGUCAAGUGCGAUCUUGAACGUCCCUGCAAGAACUGCAGGAAGAUCACAGUCCAGGUUCCCCAGGUCGUAUGUUGGCGAUUCAACGACUUCCUGGGCAUUCUGUUCCCCGACUAUAUCCGCGGACAUCUGGCUAAAGAUCAGAUGACCAAGUUUUUCUCGGAGAACAUUGCUGGCUUCCAUGUUCAGGGGGUUGAGCAAGUGUGCUCUAUUGAACUCUUCUCAGGCCCACUGUUCAAUACGGUUCUGGCAAUACAGGCCAAGCUCUUCACACCAAAGACGGACGAGGUCAGAAGUCACUGGCAGCUCCAGAAUGUGGGAGGGAACAGGGUUGAGUUGAAGAGCAACAGAGCAGCCAACAUCGGCGUUGAGCUCGCCAACACUGCCGAGAAGGACACUCUAAAGAAACGGACAAAGAGGUACAUCCAGGAGCUUCUUACCGAGCCGUACUUUGUCGACCAAGUCACGGACAACUUCCAAAGCACAUGUUUGCCCCAGAAGGUGCUGCAGAUUGUCAAGCAGUAUGCAGACGAGACCGAGUCACUCAUGGUCAAGCGUGCCCUGUCCAUCUACUGCAUGCACUACAUUAUGACGAGGCAACUCUGCCUUACCCGACAGACCGCUGAUGUCCUUCGAUCAACCGGCCUGAUCGACCAGGGUGACGACUAUGUGACGCCCCGAGUCCUCGCACGACAGAUCAAGUCAAUUGUAGACGAGCUUAUGCAGCGGGAAAUGUCACAGCUGUUCGAUCUCUUCACAAAGUCACUCAAGCCCAAGUCUCGGCGCGAGUGGGCGCCUUGCACCGCCGCCUUCCUCGUCCUCUGCCUCUUCAUGGAGGCGGUCGAGACGGCAGCUGACAUUUUUGUCAUCUCACAGAACGAGAUCAACAUGAGGAAGAGCGCAAGACCCGAGUACGAGAGAAGCCUCGCGCUGAACACCUGUGCCGAGGUUGAGAACAUGCCCUUUAGGCAGUUCGCCUACCAGUUCCACCAGAUUUAUCAGACACAUAGCAAGGAGGCCAACACGAAAGGCUUCAACCCCUUGCUCGACAGUGGCUUUGCCGAAAAGGGCGAGCUGGAUGGACCGGCCAUCAAGUUCUCGGCCCAACUGAGAGAAUUAUUGUUUGGUGAAAGUUGGCAGGAGUUGCAAUUCCUAGCAGCAAACGACUGGCUCAACAACAACGCGAGCCAUCCUUUCCCGAUGGACCCCCAGACACUGUACACUGGACGCCUCGUGGCGAGGUUUCUCGUGUCGUUCCAGGAUGACAGAGCCAUAUUCGGAGACGCAGUUUGA